This is a messenger RNA of Caenorhabditis briggsae, 756 nucleotides long. NCBI's taxonomy places the organism in Eukaryota, Metazoa, Nematoda, Chromadorea, Rhabditida, Rhabditidae. The record is from RefSeq and is a predicted model, not a curated record. The coding region runs from base 1 to 756 and encodes 251 amino acids. The transcript is spliced from 4 exons.
AUGGCUCAUGGGAAAGUGUCUGCCUCUCUCUCCUCCAAAAACUUCAAGCGCGUCAUAAAAAAGCGGUAUCAACGAGCAUCAAAAUUGAAGCUCGACGUUUAUAUUGGAUGUAAAAGACUGAUAGGCACCUGCCAAGGAGUUGUUCUAUCCGCUGAUCGCAUCUCAGAACUGAACGAAGAAGCACACGAACCUAUUGACGCCAGUAGAUACAAAAGAGCGUUUUCAUCAGGGUUUCCAGUCCUAUAUUUUGAAGAUCGAGUAAUGGGAACAAAAAUGAUUGUAGACUAUGUCACAGAUCUGUUCCGUACUAGUAUUGAUGAAUUAUAUGUGGAUAGAAACGGUAUUUGGGCAAUCGAUUUUAUCAAUAGUCGACAGAAUACGCCACUGGCUGGUUUAUUUUUAGUAACGGCUAAGAAAGAAGACCCGAUAGCUGAUGAGGAAGCCGAAUAUGUGCUCAGAUAUUCAAAAACUGGAGAACUUCUUGAUAUCCAUGUAAAAGUUUCUGAAAACUUUCGAUUCACUGCAUGGUUCGAUCCAGAAUUGGAAAUUGUUGAAACUGAUGAAGUGAGAAGGUAUCGCUAUAGGUAUGACUAUCUAUCUUACUGUGUUUCAUGUUUUCUUUGUCUGUUUAGUGAUGGAUCAGAAAUGGAAGUUCAAGGUGGCUUUAGUAUCCAACGUAUGGACGGCGUGAAUGCAACGAUUGUUUGUGAUAUUAGACUGUUUUGUAUGGUUUUUUGGCAUUCGGAUGGAAAUUGA